This is a messenger RNA of Ooceraea biroi (clonal raider ant), 6691 nucleotides long. It is a transcript of the gene Hnf4, whose product is annotated as Hepatocyte nuclear factor 4. Lineage: Eukaryota; Metazoa; Arthropoda; Insecta; Hymenoptera; Formicidae. Gene Ontology annotation, cellular component: nucleus. Gene Ontology annotation, molecular function: nuclear steroid receptor activity; RNA polymerase II cis-regulatory region sequence-specific DNA binding; zinc ion binding. Gene Ontology annotation, biological process: regulation of DNA-templated transcription. The record is from RefSeq and is a predicted model, not a curated record.
GGGCCACGACAUCCAGGAACUGGUAACCGUAAAGGACAGCGUGAUCGUCAGGGGCGUACAUCCGGCACCCUCCUCCCCUACUUCCAGUGUUUUACGACAAGAAGGGACCAUGAUGCGACUGGAUACAAUGCGCAAACUGCACGCAGUGGAUGCAUGAAGAUUGUUUUGAGGAUGUGUUUGUCCUGUAUGCAAUGCUGAUGAAUAGUUGUCUUAUUUAAUUAUCUAUAAUGUAUAUAUACAUUAUAAGUAUUAAGCACUGAAUAUAAGGUUAAUUAAGAAGACUGAUAAUAAUUAUAUACCAAUAACUGGCAAUAAUUAUAUACCAAAUGUUAAGUGACAUCUUAUCCUCAGGCGUUCUCCACACCUGCUGGGUAAGAUGCCAUAUUUUCGAUGUUUAAAAAAGUUGAUUUUGUUGCAUUGUUAAUACGGAGUUUCGAGUUAUUUUCUAUGUUAAAAAGGAUUAAAUACUGUAAUUGAUAGUACAAAAGAUACUUAGGUAAACUGACAUUUGUCUUUUUUAUUUACAUUACUUCGUUAAGUGUGGCAUCUUACCUCGACUUACCCUAAAGAGCAUAAGAUACAUUAUAAAAAUAGCGCGACCGAUACGUCGAUAUUUGCAGGUUUGUCAAUCGCUCGCACUAUAGGUUACAAACAAUGCACACCGCCACGUUGUCUCCAAUGCACCGGUGAUACGCCCUAAGCGUAUGGCCACGUGGUGGUAGGCGCGCGUUGCAUGCGGCCACCACAAGCUCCGUGCAAGCUGGAACGGACAAGCAUGGAAAACGGAGACGUGAAUCAUUUUUACUCUUGCUGUCUCAUUGUCCGUCACGCGGGAAUAAGAGCAUUCGAUGUCGCGUUGCGAUUUAUCGCGAGGAACUGACUCAUUCUGCUCUUUCUCUCUUCCUCUCUCUGUGUGCCCAUACGCAGAACGCAGCUUUGUUACGCGUCUUUCUCCGCGUUCUCGUACAAGCCAUCUCAGCAUUCUUUGUCACAAUCGCAGAUAACCAAGUAACCGUGCCGAUGGGAGAAAAAAAUAACUCAAACUUGGCACGAUUUACCUCGUUUUAUUCCGCGAAUGGGAAACUAGUCUAAAGUCGUACAAAGACUUACAUUCUCGUACACGCGACAAUUUCAUUUGAAAAACCUAUGGGAAAGAAUGUCGGGAAUUGUUGCUGGCAAGCGAUGCGAAGCACAUCUGUGAAAGACACAUUGUCACAAAUUGAAAUUCUGAUGUCGAUUACGAAUAAUAUUUGACGUAUGCAAUAGUUUUAAUCAUAUUUUGCACGUUUCCGCUUUUUAAAUCCAUACUAUAUGCAAUACAAUUCGGUGAACAAAAUAUUUGCUCUCUCUCUCUCUCUCUCUCUCUCUCUCUCUCUCUCUCUCUCUCUCUCUCUCUCUCUCUCUCUCUCUCUCUAAAAAAGGGAUUUUUUACGAUUUUCCGUUCUCUAGGAUAAAUUUCGGAUUCCUUUGCGAAAAAAGUUUUUCUCAGCCACAUUUCGAAAGUAGCCAGUUGAAAAGUACUGCAUCGAUUGGAAUAAGUAGUAAUUAUAACAUAUCGCGUGCGGAAAAACUUUCCAGCCCAAAUCCAAAAUGAUUUGCUAAAUACGAAAAGCAUGUAUAGCUUUUCAUUGUUUGUCGCGUUCACUGUUGUCUUUCAAAGUUAUGUUUAUCGGUUUAAAUCAUGACAUAUGCUGUUCUCUCGUAAAAAAACGAGAAUUUAUUUCAAGUUUAAAUAAUGCUAUCAGGGCGCUGAAAGAAAAGACUAAAAUUUUUGCAUAAUCUAAUAUCUAAUACACCGAGUAACGCAAGGACUCUUUUCGAUUGACGAUUGAAAUUUUUCGACAACUGAAUACCUAUUUAUUCUAUAUUUUUGGCUGACUUGUUCGACAUUUUUUCGUUUUUCGAAGUUGCGCACGUUCAAUCUCGAACUAGUUUCUUAGAUCUACUAUAAUAUAACGUCCGAUGCUUGACCAUGUAAAAUUGUUAGCGAAAACUUUAGAUUGGAGUUUGCGAGGAAUUAAAAAUUUGAUUCAUUUACAUGGAGCGCCGUAAUCUCUCGAAUUGCGUUCAUUCUUUGAAAAAUAUCGUAAGGCGGAUAUUCGCGAUGACUAUAUCGUACCGCGAAUGCAAUAUAUCUACAUUGCCUGUCUCCCACCCAUCUCGGAUCUCGGAUCGCGGCAAAACGUGCGUACGUUUACCAGCUGCUUGCCAGUCGUCACCGAACCGCGUGCCUGGCGUGGUGUCUGAUGAAAGUCGUUAACGUCACCGCCCCGCGUUCGCGUUUCCGUCAUCAUCAUCAUCCCGUCAUUGUACGAAAUCUGUCGACGAACGCUCGUAGCGCUAGUUAUUUUCGUAAUCUCGUUUCGUAAUAACUGCUAAGAAUCUAAAGGAGGAGAGAGGACAAAUGAAACCAUUCUAUCGCAGGCGAAUCGAUCUCUCGAAUGCUCCCCGCGUGUGCCGAUUAAAUCGCGAACAAGUAGUUGACGUAAAAGAUUCGACAAAUAAUUUUGCCUAUUGAUCAACUAACGCGGUAGUGCUUGACUUGAGUGCUUCAACGAAAUAUUGAAAAGAGAUUCGAUGAAAAGACGAUUCACGACGAGAUGGGUCUCGCAGAUGAGCAUCUGCAGAUGAACAUGGGCGCGGGAGCAGCGGGUAGUUCCAUUCUGGGUCUCGCUACUGGCUCGGGAGUAACCGGUGUCCUGUCCCAACACUGCGCCAUAUGCGGCGAUCGUGCCACCGGCAAGCAUUACGGUGCUGCAUCCUGCGACGGCUGCAAAGGAUUUUUUCGACGAUCCGUCAGGAAGAAUCACGUGUAUAGUUGCCGAUUUAGUCGAAACUGCGUGAUCGAUAAGGAUAAGCGAAAUCAGUGCAGGUACUGUCGAUUGCGAAAAUGCUUCAAGGCCGGCAUGAAGAAAGAGGCCGUGCAAAACGAGAGGGAUCGCAUAAGCUGCCGGCGACCCAGCUACGAGGAACAGGCAAGCAACAGUAGCGGCCUGUCGGUAGUUUCAUUGCUGCAAGCAGAUUUACUCAGCAGACAAGCUCAACUGACACUGGAGUUAGACAGUCCGAACGGCGACAUCGAUUUCAGCACGAGGCGGAUAGCCAGCAUAAACGACGUGUGCGAUAGCAUGAAGGAUCAGUUGCUGAUCCUGGUCGACUGGGCCAAGUACAUCCCGGCGUUCGUCGAACUCCCGCUGGACGAUCAAGUUGCGCUCCUGAGGGCUCAUGCAGGCGAGCAUCUGCUGUUGGGUGUGGCGAGGCGCAGCAUGCAACUCAAAGACGUGCUAUUGCUCGGCAACAAUUACAUCAUAACGAAGAAUUGUCCUGUAAUAUCAUUGUCCACAGAUGGAGGUAGCAAUCAGCAAGACCUGGACAUGAGCAAGGUGGGCACUAGGGUGAUGGACGAGUUGGUGAAACCGCUGAGCGACGUUCAAAUCGACGACACGGAAUUCGCUUGUCUGAAAGCUAUCGUGUUCUUUGAUCCGAACGCGAAAGGCUUAAGCGAACCGGCGAGAAUCAAGCACCUGCGCUACCAAAUCCAGAUAAACCUCGAGGAUUAUAUCAGCGAUCGUCAAUACGACAGCCGAGGACGUUUCGGUGAAAUCCUGCUGACGUUGCCAGCUCUGCAGUCUAUCUCGUGGCAGAUGAUCGAGCAGAUCCAGUUUGUGAGAUUGUUCGGGGUGGCGCACAUCGACAGUCUGCUCCAAGAGAUGCUGCUGGGUGGCGCCACGUCGGAGUUGAACGGCACCGCAACAUCGAUAUCGAUUUCAAACACCGCACCAGGCAGUUACGUGAGCAGCAAUGAAAGCCCCAACAGUCCGCUGACACCAGCCAACACGGGCAAUCUCAGUCCACAGACCGAUCAGAUGUUGGCCGCCGGGAGCUCCCCCAUCAUGAUUCUCAGGGACUUGACGCCGAUCGUCACCCAGGAAGAUGCCAGCUUCAGAUUCUUCAAGCAGGAACCAAGUCUUGAACCCGAGUCCACCUUCUGACUAGAACCAAGCUUGCCAUCGACUAGCAGCGGCAGAGCUUGCUUACUGAACAGUGCGAUCGCAAUGAUGUAACUGGACGGGGCAAUUCCGAGUGCCUUUGGCAAUAUAUAUAUAUAUAUAUAUAUAUUGUACAAGUACGAGACGGCACCGCGCCGAUUGGUUCAGUCAGUUUUCGCGGAUAACGUGCAAUUGUUCAACAUAAUUCUUCGCGAUAUUGAUUCGGGAAGAGAAUAGGGAGGACGAAUACGAGAACAAAAAUUUCAGAACAACGAGCGUGUAGCCCUUGGUAGACGCCGAGAGACGGGGAAUCCUCACGAGGGAGUUUCCACGAUGUAUUAUACGUAAAUUAUGGUGGACGUUCUGCUCAAACAAUUGCUCAAGUAAUAAAGCCUUAUACUACACAACGUUAGUCGUAGCAUCGAAUCAAAUGUGAUGAUGGUCAACGUUGAUCAAGGAGAAGAUCAACAUGUAUAUACGUAACGAUAGAGGAAGAGAUUGCGCACGAAAAGAUAUCGCGACACGUCGGCAGUAUAGAUGGGAUAAAUACGCAAGUAUAGAUAUCGAAAUGCCAAAUCUAUACACGUCACAAGUUACCGUACCGUAGUCACGGUUCGUAAUAAUUAAAACCGACACCUGUACAAAUAAUAACGAUCGAUCAGUCGCCGACCAAGAUAAACGUGAUAAGCGAUAAGAUCGUAUCUUGUCACUGUUAUGUAUUACUAUUAUUAGGUGCUUGCAAAAGUUCGUAUGUGUGCGAUAAAAGCUAUUUUUAUUUAUUAAUAACAAUGAGAUAACAUGUCAUAUUUUAGUCAAAGUAAUGGCCGUUGCUACCGAUAACCUUUUGCACUUUGUGCAAUAGUUUUGAUCCCGCGCCGAUAAAAUGACUCAUCUUUUGAGGGAAUCCAUUCGUUUGUGAUCUUUUAGGAACUUUUGCGAGCACCUACUACUGCUGCUGAUGCAGUAUUCGGGUGUACUACCUCCGAAAUGCGGGCUAUUCGAUCACAGAUCAAACAAGGCUCGCGUGCGGUUGACAAUAACAAUUAGCGCAAUUAAUUUAGGAAUUGCUUUAGAAAAGUAGUGGGAAGAACAAAGUUUGGCCCCAUCAUUUGUAAAUAUAGAAAGAACGUACGUUCGCAAGUACGAUUAAAGCAAACGCAGAUAAUCACGCGUCCGUCAAAUGUCCAUUUAAACGAGAAAUAUUUUUUUACCUUUUUGCUCAGUCCGUGAAUCGAAUAAAUAAUGUCAUUAUUUGCGUUUGCGAUUGUGUAAAUGGUGUAUGAUGCAAUCAUGUGACUUGUAUGACAUUCCAGAUGUAAAUGAAGCGAUGUUGUAUGCGUGCGUGUGUGUGUACACACACACACGCGCGCACACACACACCAAACACAUUAUACAUACAUAUAUGCUAUAUAUAAAAAGAGAAUUUUAAUCCAUAAUUAUAUAUGGAGCGAUUAUUUCUGUUUCACGUAAAUGGUGCCAUGGGUUCUGCCGUGAACCUCCUCUGAUGAAAUUUGAAAAAUAUUCACAUUAUUGGAAAGAAUAGAAAUACAGAAAAUCAUAUAUUCUCAUUACACAAAGCUUUAUUUGAGAUAUAAUUACGGAUUAAAAUAUUGCGCGGAGCGCAAAUCUCCCGCAAAGUAAAAGAGUGGGCCACUGCAAUGCAAUUUACUGUUAAUUAGUAGUCUAGUGAUAAGGAAUGCACGCGCCCUGACGAUUUUGCACACACGAAUAUCGAACAGUCAGUGAGCCGGUAUGGCGAUUAUGCUUGAUCAAAAUGAUUUAGUAUCUAAAGGUGGUGUUUAGUAGUUUUAGCAAAUUACCUACAUGAAUAAUAUAGUAUGGCCGGAUAGAAAGUGGUAAUAACGAUAGCAAUAAUGACGACACAAAUCAUGAUAACAAGAAUAUAAAUCGUGAUAUGGGAGAAUGUGCUCUGUGCUGCGACGACUCGAGAGAAAAUGGCAAACAGUUUCCAUUCCACGUUUAUUCAAAUAGCUGAUGCGUCUGACAAGAUUUUACACGUUGAUCGAAACUCGACUUUGGUUUAGUUUGCUAUCUUUGUCUCUCUCUCUCUCUCUCCCUGCCCUCUCUUUCCCUCUUUUUCUCUCUUUUAAUAAUUGUAUAUAAAUACGUGUCACAUAUUUAUACAAUUAUUAAAUUCUGAAUGCUUCCUCAUGGAUGAUCUCUCAUGACACGCACGCGCACACUGUCACGUUACAUCAACACAGGCAAAAGUUUAAUGACGUAUACCGCUGUAUAAAAAAGACGUACGUUUUAAUCCAGUAAGUCAUAGAUUUUAUGUUACCGCAAUAGAUCCGGCAAAUAUAUUUUCUAUUUUUGUACGAAGAAACGCUUAGGAAGCAUUAAUGUAUCUUUAUAAGGUACACGUAGAUAGUAAGAUAGUACGAUAGUAUGGAAGAAAGUUAUCGUUACAUCGAAACAUAAGAUAAAUAUUCUAUUGUAAAGUAUAACAUAAUGUUUCGCUCUUUGUUUGUAUAUUUUGAAAUAUUUUAUCAGCUUUUAGUCAUGGGUUGUGAGAUAGACAUUACCAUUACUUUUUGUUUUAUUGUUUCUUCCAUAUGUUGUUGACUAUAUAAAUGUGAUUGAUUCCAUGCAAGGUGUGUAAAUAAAAUUUUUAUUCGUUAUUUAAUAAGUAGAACUCUCGUACAGAUGUACUUGUAUCUUUGAAUAAAGGAAUAUUUCAA